Molecule: messenger RNA, 16559 nt
Organism: Coregonus sp. 'balchen'
Lineage: Eukaryota; Metazoa; Chordata; Actinopteri; Salmoniformes; Salmonidae
Source: the annotation of a GenBank genome assembly
GUGAACUGUCUGAAAGCUACAGUUUAGUACAGUUUAGUACAACAACAGUGAGGAGACAGAUCAAACAUACAGGUUAAAAAACGUUUCCAGAUCUAGAAGAAGCGCUAUAAGCUUUAUUAGCAAACCUGUUCGUCUUUAGCAAACAUGUUCGUCUUUAUGGGACUUCAUUGCAGUUCUGGGAGGAUGUUGUAUAAAACUUUUGUUAUCCUGGCAGCCGUGCAUGCGGUUUCGUCUGCGGUUUAUAACGGUGAGUAGAAUUCCCCUUACGUGUGAUGAAGUGUUUGUUUCCUGAUAAACUGUGUUACUUUUACUUAAAAUAUUUGAUACAAACAACGUGUAGGCUACACUUUGUAGACCCUCUUGAUAUAUAGCCAUGCAUAUUAUUUUCCAAAUGUUAACUCAUUAUAAUAAUAAAGUAAUAUGCCAUUUAGCAGACGCUUUUAUCCAAAGUGACUUACAGUCAUGCGUGCAUACAUUUUUUAUGAAUGGGUGGUCCCGGGGCUCGAACCCACUACCCUGGCGUUACAAGCGCCGUGCUGUACCAGUUGAGCCACAGAGAACCACAUUAACCUAGGCUAUAACAGGUCGGUGUGGCAAGGUGACUUCAUUUUUAAGAACUGAAUUAUCACAACAUAGGCCUAACUGUAGCCAACAACAUCAUGCACAGAUUUUUUGUAAAUUGUCUCGAAACAUUUAUAGACAGUCAGGCCUACAUAUUCCUAAAUAUAAAUUACCAAGUCAUGGUAUAUUUUGAAUAGGCCUAUAGGCUAUUGAAACCAGAAAUAAUGGAUUAUAUUCAUUCUCUCACUCAUUGUGUCCUUUACUGAUAUACUUUUCAUUCGUAGGCUGUGAAGGAUAAAAACAGCUUGAAAUGAAUUGCCAUGGUCAGGACCAGUGGCGGCUCCUGAAAAAAUUCUCAGGAGGGGCAAUUUUUCUGAUGAUUUAGGUGACCUACACACAUUUUAAAAAAGAUAUGUCCAGCAACAACAUGAAGACAGGGGCAGCAUAUAAGUCAAUACCAGAAGCAUUUAUUGACUGAUCUGGGGAGAUGGAUUCCAGUUUCUGUGACAGAUUAUAAAUAAUCUCUGAUGCCUUUGUUAUAUUAGCUUUUGGUUGAAUGUACUGUCGUAGUAAAUAUAUAAUGUUAUAGCUUGGUCUGACUAAAAUCUUGUGCAUAUCCACCCUGUCCAAAGUCUCUACUUGGUCUCAGUUCUCCAGUAAACUUGUGAUUAUCAACAGUACACAACGGUAACAAACAAUUGGGGGAACUCACGGGGCAGAUAGUAAGGUCACAGUGACACAGAAAGCAGUUCAAUGUCGGGGCUCGGGGGUACAGAGUCGCUCUCUUACCAGGAUCGAUUUUCCCUGUGACUGUCAGAUCGAGGUCCGCUCCGACCAGGGUGAAGCCGGCCGGCUCCACUUCUCUGUCCGGGACUCUGUCAUCCAGCCAAGUCUCCCAGCUGUAUUGGAUUCCGCUGCCAGCAACGUUUUCAUUAUUUAGUCCGUUCGUAGCGGGUAUGUACACGAUCAACAAGAUCAGUCCAAAACCCACCACUCGAAAUCCAUGGUUGGCAGAAUGUUUGUAAACUAAGUGUACAAAUUAAAAACAUAAAAUAACGCCACUAAGUGUACAAAUUAAAAACAUAAAAUAACGCCACUAAGUGUACAAAUUAAAAACAUAAAAUAACGCCACACUGCAGGUCGCAAAGAGACGCUGCUAGCCGCUAUUUGCUUAGUUACGUUCAUGGUUACGUCACGUAUGACGAAAGCGCGUAAGUGCAAGCCCACAGACACCCAUAGAGAAUGUAUUGAAAGCUUUGAAAUUUGAAAAAAAUAGAUUUUACAUGACAGGCUAUGAGAGACUUCUGGGCGAUUUUCAACCUGACUGAAAUCGCCCAAAAACGGGCGGGGCCAUUUGAAGCACGACUUUAGCCUGAUUUGACAUUUAGUGGCAGUCAGAUCAGAUUACAACACUGAUAACUACUGUUGCCGUGAUAUAAUUGAUUAGAAAAAAAAUCCCUUCCUUUUCCCGUUUGGCAGUGCGUCGCCCAUAUCGCCCUAUUGAACAGGCCGUCCCUGGUCAGGACCCCAGAAGUGGUCUUUUUGAACACAUUUAAGUAGUUGGCCAUUUUAUUGACAGGAUCAGCAUUUUAUUAAAAUUGUAUCCCCUCAUCAGGACAUUACAUUUACAUUUUAGUCAUUUAGCAGACGCUCUUAUCCAGAGCGACUUACAGUUAGUGAAUACAUAUUUUUUUUUAUACUGGCCCCCCGUGGGAAUCCAACCCACAACCCUGGCGUUGCAAACGCCAUGCUCUAUCAACUGAGCUACAUCCCUCAUCCCAUUUCAAGGGGAUCCUAUAAAGAAAAUGAAACAGUCUGUUUGAGGCCCUCCACACCACUGAGCUCUAUGACUGUAUUAUAAUGUAGACUGCAGUGCUCCACACCUAUCCCCAUGUGUGACUGACUCACGUCUCUGUUGUUUUUCUCCACAGGCAGCUCCAUCGUUAGGACCUUUGCCAGGAGAUUAGUCACGGAAGGGCCCCUGGUCACAGACGAGCAUAUAGAUCUAGACCUACUGGACUACUACCCAAACGAAGACAGAAAUGGGCCCGGAGGCAGACUCAACAAUGGGUCCGCACCGGGACAGAGAGUUGGAUUUAUUAAUGGUUCCACACUGGGACAGGUGGAACUGGGCUCGGUCAGGAAUGUUACAGGAGUCUGGUCUUACGCUAUUUCUGUUACGGCCAACGACUUCCUCACAGGCCGUCUGUCCACCAUCUUCAUCCCAACGCUUUACACCAUCGUCUUCCUCAUCAGCGUGCCCCUCAACACUGUUGCCAUGGUGUCUUUUGCCCGACGGAUCCGGCCCAUGAAGCCAGCGGUGAUCUACAUGCUGAACCUGGCUGCCGCUGACCUACUGUUCACCCUACUGCUGCCCUUCAAGAUCGUCUACCACUACAGUGGCAACGACUGGGGCUUCGGCGAGGGGAUGUGCCGCCUGGUCACCGCCGCCUUCUACUGCAACAUGUACUCCUCCGUCCUCCUCAUCACCUGCAUCAGCGUGGACCGCCUGCUGGCCGUGGCCUACCCCAUCAACUCCCUGGCCUGGAGGACUCCAUGUAACGCAGCCCUGGCCUGCAGCUCCAUGUGGCUCCUGGCUGUGGGCGGCUCGCUGCCCCUGGUCCUCUCACAGCAGACGGUCUACUACGACCCACUGGGCAUAACCACCUGCCAUGACAUCCAGGACCUGAAGCUGUUAGAGGGGCGCUACCUCUUCUUCUUCCCCAUUCUCUCCUGCACCCUCUACUUCCUGCCGCUGUUCGUCAUGGUGACCUGCUACUCCCGGGUGGUGCAGGUGCUCAACAGGGCUCCACGCGGCGUCAUUGGUAAAUAGAAACAAGACUCAUGCACUUCACAAAUGAUAUGCAGCACAAUGACCACCCACUACCGUCAUGCAUUUUUACAUAUAGGAGCGGUUUCCCAGACCAAGUUUUUGGUCUAAAAAGUUGGCUCUUUGUAUUGAUUCUCUUUUCCAUGUCUUCUGCACAACAACCUUCCCCAUAAGAGGAUAACAACAUUUUCUAUUGACAUUUUAUCUAGGUCGUUCAAGGCAGAAGGCACGAGCAGUGGUGAUGGUGGUCAUCGUGCUGGUGGUGUUCGUGAUCUGUUUCACGCCCACCAACGCCAUCCUCCUGGCUCACUACCUUCAGAUUGCCAGGCGGGUGGCAGGGGAUCCGGACGCUACUCAUGUGGCCUACCUGGUGUCGCUGUGUGUGGGGAGCAUAAGCUGCUGCCUGGACCCCCUGGUCUACUACUUUGGCUCGUCCCGGUGCCAGAGGCAGCUUGCGGGGGCUCUGGGGUGCCGGGCGGCCGCAGAGGGAGAGAAGAGUCUGGCCUCAUCCUCUGGUUCCUCCAGGACCAGCACCAGAGCAAGCACCAGGAUAAGUAAGGUGGAUGCCUUCCAGGCCAGCCUCAGCAGCCAGUACAAGCAACUCCUGGUCUGAUGGAUGGGGAUACAGAGAGCUGUUUCUGAUUCAUUAACUAAAGUGAAGAAUAGAUAUUUAGUAUGUACACUGAGUAUACCAAACAUUGGGAACACCUUCCUAAUAUUGAGUUGCACCCCACCCUUUUGCACUUAGAACAGCCUCAAUUCGUCGGGGCAUGGACUCUACAAGGUGUCGACUCCAAUGCUUCCCACAGUUGUGUCAAGUUGGCUGGAUGUCCUUUGGGUGGUGGACCAUUCUUGAUACACACAGGAAACUGUUGAGUGUGAAAAACCCAGCAGCAUUGCAGUUCAUGACACAAACCGGUGCGCCUGGCACCUACUACCAUACCCUGUUCAAAGGCACUUAAAUAUUUUGUCUUGCCCAUUCACCCUCUGAAUGGCACAAAUACACAAUCCAUGUUUAAAUUGUCUCAAGGCUUUACCUGACACCUCCCCUUCAUCUACACUGAUUGAAGUUGAUUUAACAAGUGACAUCAAUAAGGGAUCAUAGCUUUCACCUGGUCAGUCUAUGUCAUGGAAAGAGCAGGGGUUCUUAAUGUUUUGUAUACUCAGUGUAUUUCCCGUUUUUCAGACAGUGCAAGAAGUUUAUGGUCUUAAAGAUAGACAUGGACCAAAGCUAGGCUUUUUCUGAGGAGACUGAAUGGAUUUGGCUAGUACGUUGAAUUCAGUCAGACAUUCAUCUGCAGCCAUGCCACUCCUAGGUCUGGUUUAGCUAUGCCCAACUAUAUGAAGAAGAGACAUAUACAUUUCCCUUGUUUCAGCCAGUGCAAGAAGCUGCUGGUCUGAUUGAUAUGGAUCAACAGCUGUUUCUGAGCUGAACCCAACUACCAAGAAGAUACAUUAGGGUGAGAGAAAAGGAAAAUGUAAUGCAUGAUCAUGUAUAACAUCUUAAAUUGGUAUCUUUAAAAUGUUUUCCCAUGGAAGUUGAAGUUGCUAGUAUUGAAGCAGGUUUAAAGUCCCCAAAGCAGUUUCUAUGAAGUUUGAUGGUCUGUGAUAAGGGAAUAACAAAGGGGUCUUUGUUCAAUAAUGUAUUGUACCAUUUCUUAAAAGAACACUGUGAACAAUACAAGGAAAUAUUUUUCUACGCAGGCUUAGUGAGCUCACUUCCAUGCCUGUAGUGUAGGAUCUGAUUCUGUUCAUUUUGUUAACAUUUAGUAUUUUUUCUAUGUACAAAUAUUUACUUGGCAAUGUGAAAUGUAUAGCCUAUGUUGUCGAUGCUGCAUAGAAAUAUCAUGCACUAUAUAUUAUAUCGCUACAAUAACUUUAGCUCAGACUCAUUAAUGCUAAAAAUGUCAAUUUGUGUGAAUAUAUAGUGUGUGUGUGCAGAAAUUGAAGAGCUUUUCGACUACACAAAUACACAGCCUAGGAGUGCUAAGGUAGAGUAGUGCUGUGAUACCCCUACUGGUCAAAAUCAUACUUACUUCAAGUCAAUUACAUUUCACAUUACAUCCAGCGGGUGGUGCUUCAUACCUAUUUAUACUGAACAAAAAUAUAAACCAACAUGUAAAGUGUUGGUGCCAUGUUUCAUAAGCUGAAAUAAAAGAUCCCAGAAAUGUUCCAUACGUACAAAAAGGUAAAAUGUUUUGUUUACAUCCCUGUUAGUGAGCUUUUCUCCUUUGCCAAGAUAAUCCAUCCCCCGACAGGUGUGGAAUAUCAAGAAGCUGAUUAAACAGCAUGAUCAUUACACAAGUGCACCUUGUGCUGGGGACAAUAAAAGGCCACUCUAAAAUGUGCAGUUUUGUCACAGAUGUCUCAAGUUUUGAGGGAGCGUGCAAUUGGCAUGCAGGAAUGUACACCAGAGCUAUUGCCAGAUAAUUGAAUGUUCAUUUCUCUACCAUAAGCCGCCUCCGACGUCAUUUUUAGAGAAUUUGGAAGUAUGUCCAUCCAACCGGCCUCCCAUCCCAUCCCCCAUCACCAUCAAUCCUAUCCAUUCCAUUCCUCUGUUCCACCUGAACAAAGACAGAGCAGGAGAAAAGCACAUGAGAGUCCUCAAGCAACUAGCCAUCUGUAUUAAAGGACACAUUUUAUUAACCAAACAGAUGCUAGGAACUAAGUCAAACAAAAAGACCAAACCUUUGGAACUUCCACUGAGCCUGCCCUGAGGAUACUGAACGUUAUGCAACACACACCCCUCUCUCAUUCCUCUCAUAAACAUUUGCUAUGUGUUGCAACUGGGAACACAAAGAAGGAGAAGAAAAUGGCAGGGGAGAUCAGCAGACAAUCUAUUUCUUAUUCUUUAACAGUGAGGAAAUAUUCUUGAUGCACUUUUCUUUUCCACUUAAAGGUUAGCCCACUAUUUAAUAGCCUUCCUACUACACAUGCUGGUAGGCUUACUGCUGAGCUGUAAUUCUCCUUAGGUCUACACUUGUCAAGGAGGCAAAUUUACACAUCUGCUUGUCUGCCAUAUACAUUGCUUGUCUGCAGGUGGUAUUGAAGUUGCCCCUUGGCACAGCUCUAGGAUCAGCUUAUACCAGGGUUCCCCAACUGGUGGCCCACCGACAAAUCUGUCCCAUGGGUGGUUUUAUUUGGGCCCCAUGUUUUCUGAGCAAAAAAUAAAUAAACGUCCAUUGUUGGACAUAUAUAUAUAUAUAUAUACAAACACCAGGGAAUCAGCUCCAACUGAUUUUAAUUUGGGAAAUCUGUUCCCAAGUAUUUCCACACAUAAUAGAGAGACACGUGAUCAUAUACAAACGUCAGAAAGGUUUGAAAUGAUUAUGUUUUAGUCAUAUAUUAUAUCUGUUUGGGCUUCUCGCCGUCAAUUUGAAGUCUACAAAUUAUUUAGAUGAUGAUCCAAAUUCUAACUUGAAGCCUUAGUGUAAAAACACAAAACUGACCUUAGAUCAGUGUAUUGAGGGCAAGAUCCUACUACAGCCAGUCAGCCUGAGGACACAGGUGUGCACGGUCACAUGACAUCACACAGGUUUUUUAUUUUCCACCUGUUAUGUGACGGCAGGAUGUGGUACUACCUCUUUAGUUCACUUCAACGUAGCAGACAGAAGGAAUACACAAACGAACGCGCCGUCGCCAUUCAACACUCUUCAUACGUCGCAGAUAGAUUGUUGUUCGAUCAUAUUGUGGAAGUUAACAUGAGUUUUAAGCCACAUUGGUUGAAACUGAUAUUUUUAUUGGCUUGUGCCGAGCUCUGUCUGUCUCAGAAAAAUGGUAAGAGCUAGCCUUUUCCCUCGUUUACAUUUACAUUAUUUAGCAGACGCUCUUAUCCAGAGCGACUUACAAAUUGGUGCAUUCAACUUUUUGUGGGGGAAGAAGGAUUACUUUUAUACUAUUUCAGGUAUUCCUUAAAGAGGUAGGGUUUCAAGUGUCUCCGGAAGGUGGUCAGUGACUCCGCUGUCCUGGCGUCGUGGGGAGCUUGUUCCACCAGUGGGGGUGCCAGAGCAGCGAAUAGCUUUGACUGGGCUGAGCGGGAACUGUGCUUCCGUAGAGGUAGGGAGCUAUAGGCCAGAGGUGGUAUGAACGUAAUGCCCUCGUUUGGGUGUAGGGUCUGAUCAGAGCCUGGAGGUAAGGAGGAGCCGUUCCCCUCAGCCUUCUGUAGCCAACGCACCCAUGGUCUUGGUUAGUAGAUGCGAGGCUCAAUUGGAAGCCAGUGGAGUGUGCGGAGGAGCGGGAUGACUCGUCUAUUAGUCUUGUUAUUGGUGUGUGUUUUUGUUCGAUCAGAGACGUUGUUGUGAUAUACUUAAAUGUAUUAAUUUAGGAAUCCCCUCUUAUCUGAUUCCUAAAUGAAUACAGAGUUUGUGAAAUAAUCCUGUUUGUCAUGUUGUGAUGGUAUUUCCAAUGUCGUUGUUCUUACAAACCGCAAGACAUCGAGGGGCUCGAUUAAUGUAGCCCGGGCGCCCGUCUAGGGGGUCUCUUGCACCGGUUGAAAAUUGAUUGCAUUCGUUUUGGAACCGGGCUACCUCCCGGGCGUGAGCAAGGUGUCCCGCUAUGUCCAGAGGCUCAAAACAAAAGUGACUUGGGGCCUAGUUAAGCAGGUGUAUUAGCAUCAUUAGUAGGAUUCUGUGUUUCCCCAUUCAAAAGUGAACGCUUUAUUUGCCUUCCCAAUGAAAACUAAUUAAAACAGUUUUAUUUUUUGGAAAAUAGAUGUUGCAUCACAGCACAAUGAGCCAGAUAUUUCACAGAAUUUAUAAAUGUGAAGCAUCUGAUUGCCGUUUCCACUCACUACGGAAGCGGAAGCCCAGUGGCCAGUACUAGGAGAAGAUGGAGUGAGAUGGAUUUUGGCUCUGCCCACCACCUUGCUUAUUCUGCCCACUAUGAUUAAUUUGCUCCCAUUGGAAACCUACUGUUCGAUUUGAGAAGGGCGCUCCUCCCUCCCCGCUUUCACCGGAUGACGUGUCUGGCCUUUGCCCGGUUCAACCCGGGCCAGUGUAAAAUAACUCCUUCAUCAAAUAGUAUGGUCACAUGGUACUUUCAAGACAACUGGGAACUUGGAAAAAAACGUGGUCAAAUCAUGACAUCAGUGAUCUUCAAGUCGGAGCUCUAGAAGGAUGCCCGAGUUUUCCGACUUGUUUCCCAUUUCCCAGUUGUUUUGAAUGCGGCAGCGUUCCCCUGCUCAGACUUUGCAUGCAUCAACCAAUGGUUGCAUGCCACAUCAUCGACUGACAUUAUACCAAUCUGUAUUUGGUUAGAUGAUACGUAAAAUACUUAUACAGGCGUUGUAAGAUCUGUCAGGGGUCAGCAACACCUGGGCAGAGGAAUGCGCCCAAAAUGUCAUCCCACAUAGUAUUGACAGACUGAUCUUUCCAAAGUCUAGAUUCUGAAGAGAAAAUGGCCACCUGGGGUCUUAUUAGUUGAUUUCAUAUAAUUAGUCUUUAAUUUGAAUCCAAAUCAUUUUAAGAACAAUAUAAAAGUAAUAGUUGAAGCGUGAACCUGAAAGCGAAUUAAAUAAAUCACAAAUGUCUAUUGUAUUCAAAUGGCAAACUUUUGAACCCCAUUGUUAGAAUUCCUCAGAUAGCCCUGUUCCUACUCACCUUGUUUCUCUUCUCUCUUUCUCAGAGUGGACUAAUACUGAUGUUGAAAACCGAGGCUUCACUGGGACUGAGACACCGGAUGGAGUGUGGGUCUCCCUGACGGCCCGCAUGGUCCUGGACAGUCGUCUGACCACGGUGUUCCUCCCCAUCGUCUACAUAGUGGUGUUUGCUGUGGGGCUGCCCACCAACGCCAUGGCCAUCUGGGUCUUCCUGUUCAGGACCAAGAAGAAGCACCCUGCCGCCAUCUACAUGGCCAACCUGGCUCUGUCCGACCUGCUCUUUGUCAUCUGGACGCCCCUGAAGAUCGCCUACCACUUCAACGGCAACGACUGGAUCUAUGGAGAGGGGCUGUGUAAAGUCCUGGUGGGCUUCUUCUACGGGAACAUGUACUGCUCCAUCCUCUUCAUCACCUGUAUCAGUGUCCAGCGCUACUGGGCCAUCGUCAACCCCCUCUCCCAGAAUAGGAGAAACAACCAGGUAGCCAUCAGCGUCUCUGUCGCCGUCUGGGUGGGCGUCUGGCUGCUGACCACCCCUCUCUACCUCUAUGAACAGACGGUCAAAGUGACCAACCUCAACAUCAUCACAUGCCACGACGUCACCCGGCCCAGCCAGAAUAGCAUGGCUGCAGGCUACUUCCUGACCAUGGGAAUCCUGGGAUUUGUAGUUCCCACCGUGGUGUGCGUGGUGGCCUAUGUUCUGAUGCUGAAGUCCCUGAGGAACUCUAUGACCGAUGCCAGCAUUGCCAAGAAUCGACGCAAGGCGGUGGUGCUCAUCAUCACCGUGUUGGUUAUGUUCCUGGUCUGUUUCGCCCCCAGUAACAUCAUGCUGCUGGUGCACUACUCUCUCCUGCUGGCCGGAGAAGUGAACAACGGCUACGGCUUCUACAUCUCCACCCUGUGUCUGGCUGCCCUCAACAGCUGUGUGGAUCCAUUCAUCUACUACUUCAUCUCAGAGGAGUUCAGGCAGCAUGUGAAGAACACACUGAGAUGCCGCAGCGAGAGGACGGUGGAGAGAAUGAGGGUCUCGUUCAAUGCUCUGAAGUACUCCAAAAAGAGUAGCACCUACACCUCCGACUCGGGGAAAACACAGAGCAGCUCCUGUUAAGGGGGGUAGAAGUUGGCUGUACUGAAGUUGGCUGUACUGAUGUUUUUAAAGAACUGGAUGAGUAAAGGGAAUACCGGGUUGGUGUUGAUUUGCCAUGUUUCUUUCACCUGCCAUUUGUUUUCAUCAGUAUCAAUGGAGACUAAGCCAUUAUAAACUGAGAUGCAACCCCAGACUACUUCAUAUUAUGUGCCUUGUUACAUUGCCUUUCUCUCCUCCUUGGUUUAUGUAGAGGACAAAAUUGGUAAGAGUGAAGAGGCAAUGUUUUUAUUCUGUGUUUCUGAUCCAUUCCCCACAUUUAAACAGUCAGAUGUCCAUUAAGUUUGUUCAAGCACUGCAGCUCUCUGAAACUGUAAACUUAGUUCUCAAUGCCCAAUAGCACUGACCCUUCACUUCUGGGAAUGUGCACUGUUCUUUAUCAAAUGAGCCAUACUUGACCUAAAUCAUGAAUCGAUUCUUUCUAGCACCUAUGCAUAAUCCUUGUAAAUGCACAUCUGAUUGACUCAAUGUCAUGUAUAAAUUGUUUAUUUAUUGAACUUUUUUUUUGUGUAUACUUUUUUUUUUUUUACUGCAUGUUGUGAUGGAAAUAUUUUGUGUUUUUAAUAAAAAGCAACAACAAUAAAACAAUUCAUAUGGCCUUGGUUUUUAGUCAGCCGACUGGCAUUUAGCAUUGGUUCCCUCUUCUGUGAGAUCGCUUGCAUGAAAGGGGAAAUUCUGAUAAUUAUCUUGAAUGCACAGCAUAGCUGCGGGAAGUAGUUGGGGGUGCUGCGAUUGUAUUUGUUUUUUAUUUGAAGGGAGUAGUUUGGGGGGGAUGUUUUUGCCUGCGCUGCAGACAGCUCUGUUGGUUCGCUAAUAAAUGACUUUUAAAGGCCUUAGUGCAUUAUUGCAGCACCCCUACUUCUAUGAUGCACAGUUUAGUUUUGUCAUUUAACUUUAGCCUACACCGUGAGAGGUUGCUGAAAUGGCAACCUCUUCAACUUGGUUGAAUUCAAUCUAUUUAAUCAGAAUAAAGAAAUGGUGGAAUGGGUCUAUUUCAAUGUGGAAAAAUGACAUAUCUAAAGAACAUUGCCUCAAAAGUGACCAUAGUCCAGGCAUACAUGAAAUGGUGAAUACUUUGUUUAUUGCAGCAAUGCCCAAGAGAACCAAUACCAGAUUGGCAUAGUUCUGAUUUAUAUAGAAAUGGGUAGGGGAGACCGGGGAUGGUUGUAACACUUUUCACCUUUUCGUCAGUUUCUCAGAGAUCGUUUAUGGUAGUGUAUUCAAAACUUGAUACAAACAACCUACUUCUGUCAUUUACAAAUUGGUGUGGUUAUAUAUGGAAAUCAAACUGCAAAUGCAUGGUGGUGUCUUAAAUACAAGGAGUGAAGUGUUGCAAUUUACCCUAUGGUCUGGGUUAGUUGUAACAGUGCUUGGGGUGAAUUGGAACAACUAAAAAGUGCAUAAAUCAUGACAUUCAACUAAUUAUUGAAUGCUUUUAUUGAGACCAUGAGAGCAACGUUGCCAAGUUUACCUUUUGUUUGGCAGAAAUAAUAAUAAUACAUAAAUAAUACAAUUACUAUUUUACCCUCCACUAAAUGGUAUUUCUCAACCAAACAACAACUUGGCUAAACUAAACACCUGAACGUUUGUGGUGCGUGCGUGUCUGUGUGUGACUGAAUGUUGGACAUGUUCACUUAAUCAGAGCCACAGUUGUGACAGUGGUAUGGCUGUCCUGGGGUACAGGCUUGGUGGGCCCAUCAUUUGCAUUCCCAGCACCACCCAGACCUCCUUGGACUUGGAAUUGUUAAAGUCCUCCAUGCACACAAUGCAGAAGUUUUCCUUGUUGGAGGAAUCUGAAUCUUCUGGUUCAAUGUGCUUUGUUUAGGCUUUUUUCUUAGGCAGGACAAUUUUUUGUUGUUCAGUGUGGUUUGUCUUGGCUUGCUUCUUAACAGCAGUUUUUUUAGGCAGGGCAAUUUUUCUUUUUGCCUUCUGAGUGCUUGACUUUUGAUGCUCUCCUUCCAGUGCCUGCUUGACCGGUGUAUCUGUCAAAAUCACAGUUUUUCUCCUCUUCCUACCCCUUGUUGUAAUUUUUCUGGGCCCUGCUUUUGGGAAGGGGCGUACAUCAACUAGGUUGAAAUCAGAAGAGUAAUCAGGUGUUUCCCAGCCACAGCCUGAUACUGUGGCUGGGAAACACCUGAUGCGACUGAUGUGGGGAGGUGCCCUAUGAAGUGGCUGGAAGGCGGUUGGAGAGGUGGCCUGGGAGGCAGCUGGAGAGGUGGCCUGGAAGGCAGCAGGAGAGGUGGCCUGGAAGGAAGCAGGAGAGGUGGCCUGGGAGGAAGCAGGAGAGGUGGCCUGGGAGGAAGCAGGAGAGGUGGCCUGGAAGGCAGCAGGAGAGGUGGCCUGGAAGGAAGCAGGAGAGGUGGCCUGGGAGGCAGCUGGAGAGGUGGCCUGGAAGGCAGCAGGAGAGGUGGCCUGGAAGGAAGCAGGAGAGGUGGCCUGGGAGGAAGCAGGAGAGGUGGCCUGGGAGGAAGCAGGAGAGGUGGCCUGGGAGGAAGCAGGAGAGGUGGCCUGGAAGGCAGCAGGAGAGGUGGCCUGGAAGGAAGCAGGAGAGGUGGCCUGGGAGGCAGCUGGAGAGGUGGCCUGGAAGGCAGCAGGAGAGGUGGCCUGGAAGGAAGCAGGAGAGGUGGCCUGGGAGGAAGCAGGAGAGGUGGCCUGGGAGGAAGCAGGAGAGGUGGCCUGGAAGGAAGCAGGAGAGGUGGCCUGGGAGGCAGCUGGAGAGGUGGCCUGGAAGGCAGCAGGAGAGGUGGCCUGGAAGGAAGCAGGAGAGGUGGCCUGGGAGGAAGCAGGAGAGGUGGCCUGGGAGGAAGCAGGAGAGGUGGCCUGGAAGGCAGCAGGAGAGGUGGCCUGGAAGGAAGCAGGAGAGGUGGCCUGGGAGGCAGCUGGAGAGGUGGCCUGGAAGGCAGCAGGAGAGGUGGCCUGGAAGGAAGCAGGAGAGGUGGCCUGGGAGGAAGCAGGAGAGGUGGCCUGGGAGGAAGCAGGAGAGGUGGCCUGGAAGGAAGCAGGAGAGGUGGCCUGGGAGGCAGCUGGAGAGGUGGCCUGGAAGGCAGCAGGAGAGGUGGCCUGGAAGGAAGCAGGAGAGGUGGCCUGGGAGGAAGCAGGAGAGGUGGCCUGGGAGGAAGCAGGAGAGGUGGCCUGGAAGGCAGCAGGAGAGGUGGCCUGGAAGGCAGCAGGAGAGGUGGCCUGGAAGGAAGCAGGAGAGGUGGCCUGGGAGGAAGCAGGAGAGGUGGCCUGGAAGGCAGCAGGAGAGGUGGCAUGAAAGGCAGCUGGAGAGAUGGCCUGGAAGGAAGCAGGAGAGGUGGCAUGAAAGGCAGCUGGAGAGAUGGCCUGGAAGGAAGCAGGAGAGGUGGCAUGAAAGGCAGCUGGAGAGAUGGCCUGGAAGGAAGCUGGAGAGGUGGCCUGGAAGGCAGCUGGAGAGGUGGCCUGGAAGGAAGCUGGAGAGGUGGCCUGGAGGCAGCUGGAGAGGUGGCCUGGAAGGCAGCUGGAGAGGUGGCCUGGAAGGCAGCUGGAGCAGUGGCCUGGGAGGCAGCUGGAGCGGUGGCCUGGGAGGCAGCUGGAGCAGUGGCCUGGGAGGCAGCUGGAGCGGUGGCCUGGGAGGCAGCUGGAGCGGUGGCCUGGGAGGCAGCUGGAGCGGUGGCCUGGGAGGCAGCUGGAGAGGUGGGCUGGAUAGCAGUGGGCACAGUGGUCAUAAAUAAAUCAGCUGCCCUCAAGAGAUACUCUGACAACUUCUGCUCAUCCAUGAAGACCCUCUUUCCACUACAGUAGCCAACAUGAGGAAGCUCUUUCAACCCCUUCUCCAGUAGCUUCUUUCUUCCUUUGCAGAAUCUGUACAGCAUCACAUAACAUAUGCCCUACAACUUUGCAACCGAUCUGAUUGACUUCCCCUGCUCUGCUACAUCAUUUGAUGCUUGUUCAAAGUGUGGAGAGGUACUCCCCUGUCUGUCUUUUCCAUGAUCCAGGGAUGCUGAAAGUAAAAGAAAACAUGUACCUCUGGGUUAGAUGUAUCAUUUUCUCACAAGUUGUUACAACUAACCCUGACCCUUGCAGCCAUUAGCUAGCUUACAUUUUAGUUAAAUGUUAAAACUUUAGCAUUGCUAAUUUGCAUCAAAUAUCUCUACACAGACUGGCUAUAAACAUGAUAUAAGUUUAGUGAACGGAACUACAAAGCAGUUGAUGCCAUCACAAAACACAUUUGGUCAAAAUAAUUACCUUCUUACCUCGAAAUAAGAUUUCUGUCUAUCACAGAUACUUGUUUUUUCAGGAGGGUCCCGGUCAACCAUCCCGGUCUCCCCUAUAUAUCCCCCUAUAAGAUUUACAUUGAAUUAACUGCGAUUUGUCUGCUAUCCUUAGAUAUGCCCAAACAGAUAAAAGCCGUGUAAAGUAGCGCUCUACUCAGCCACGUGAUUACCUUCCCUGUUUAGACUCAAGAUGUUGUAAAAGCCAAGGGAAACUACUUUUAUGCUUAGUGAAGGAGUAUAUAUUUGUAAGCAGCAUACAAAUAUGGUGUUUCAUACAUAGGCAUCUUUCCUAUUGGCUUACUGAUUCCUGUUCUCAAAGCACUAUGCUCGAGGCAGGUGGAAAUUAACAGACACUCGAAACCGUGUAAUGUAUAUGUGCGUGCGAGCGCGCACGGUGGUUGAUUCCGUCAGUCUCUCGUAGUUCUUAGGGUGUGUCCUGUUUCGGUCAGAGAGAAAAAAGGUAUAUUGGACGUCGGAGUGAAGUUAACAACCAUUUCGAACGCGAUAGGACUAGAUACACAGACACUAAUACUGUACAAAGUUCACGGACAAUGGGCUCAUCUCGAAUACUUUCCUGCUUAUUGUUGCUCGGUUGCGCUUGUGCACAAAAUGCGUCUCAAGGUAAGAUUGAUCUUUUAUAAAUGAUCUCAUGUCUUUGUCAGUAGACUGACUAGUCUACCUGUAAAGGCCUUGUAUUGUAUUGUGUUGUGUUUAGCGUCCCUGUCGGUUCCAACCUUUGGUUGACCUACCUUUUCAGAGUAUCGUCACCUCUUUAUUAUAAUACUCUUUCGUGUCCCAGGAAUAUGUAUUGUAUGUAUGUUUGUACCCAUUUGGUAUGGGUAGCCUAGAGAUGGAAUGACUCUAUAUAUUUGAGAUAUUAAGAAGACUGUGAAAUUCGAGUUAAUACCUUAUCUUAUAUCUAUUAAGUACAUUUUUUAAACAAUAUAGAAUCUCUGUCAUUCAAAUCAUUGCUUAAUUUAAUGAUUUGUACAUGUUGUUUAGCCAUGUUUUUUUACAGUAACUUAUUGUAUGUUGGGGCUCACCAACACAGUCUAACAUUAUAGAUCUUUGUCAGUGACGUUUCUCUCCUGUGUUUCAUCAAAAGUUAAAACACGAGGGUUCAUCGGGGUGGUUGACCCUCAGGAUGCCGACCGCGUUACAGUGGCCAAGGCGACCGCGGACACGCUGCGGAGCAGUCUGACCACUGUGUUCCUCCCCAUCGUCUACAUAGUGGUGUUUGCUGUGGGGCUGCCCACCAACGCCAUGGCCAUCUGGGUCUUCCUUUUCAGGACCAAGAAAAAGAACCCUUCCGCCAUCUACAUGGCCAACCUGGCUCUGUCCGACCUGCUCUUUGUCAUCUGGACUCCCCUGAAGAUCGCCUACCACUUCAACGGCAACGACUGGGUCUAUGGAGAGGGGCUGUGUAAAGUCCUGGUGGGCUUCUUCUACGGAAACAUGUACUGCUCCAUCCUCUUCAUCACCUGUCUGAGUGUGCAACGUUACUGGGGUGUUGCCCAUCCUCUAUCUCAGCAGAGGAAGAACAACAAAUUGGCCGUUGCCGUCUCCGUCUCUAUCUGGGCCUUCAUCUGGCUCACCACCACCCCUCUGUACCUGUACAACCACACUGCCAAGCUCAAGGACCCCAACAUCACCACCUGCCAUGACGUCAACAUCAUCCAUGACCUGGAUAACCCCUUCCCUGACGUAGCUCUCCCCUACUUCUACUUUGUCCUCAUGGCCGGCAUCGUGUUCAUGGUUCCCUCGCUGGUCAUCAUCCUGGCCUACAUCCUCCUCCUCAAGGCUCUCGGGAACGCCAUGGCGGACGGGAGCGCCGGGAAGAACCGUCAGAAAGCCGUGGUGCUGAUCGUGACCGUGCUGGUCACCUUCCUGGUGUGUUUCAUCCCCAGUAACAUCAUGCUGGUCGUCCACUACUCCCUCCUCAAAGAUGGGGUGGUGAACAACGGCUACGGCUUCUACGUCACCACUCUGUGUCUGGCCAGCCUCAACAGCUGUCUGGAUCCCUUCAUCUACUACUUUGUGUCGAAGGACUUCAGGGACCAUGUGAAGAACACACUGCUGUGUAGAAGCAGCAGGACGGUGGAGAGGAUGAGGGUUUCCUUCAGCUCCAUGAAGUACUCCAAGAAGAGCAAGGCCUACGUGUCUGAGUCUGGGAACACACAGAGCAGUACCUGCUGA